Leptinotarsa decemlineata (Colorado potato beetle) is the source of this 3143-nucleotide messenger RNA. It is a transcript of the gene uzip, whose product is annotated as beta-pore-forming protein unzipped. NCBI's taxonomy places the organism in Eukaryota, Metazoa, Arthropoda, Insecta, Coleoptera, Chrysomelidae. The record is from RefSeq and is a predicted model, not a curated record.
UUUGACACGUUUUUAUUCUUUACAGUGCAGUGCCAAGUAUGGAGAAAUUCUUUUGGACCUUGCUUCUGGUGAACGUCGGGAUAGUUUUCGUAAAUUCCGAGUCGACAGUUCAUUUUUUAGCGGGAAACAUGGAACAGUUCGUGACUUCUACGACGCUCGAAUGGGUGCCAAGAGUGCCAAGGAAUGAAAAUGACAAGGAAAUCCUCAAAAAUGCAGUCAUUGCCGCAUAUCAAGUUAUAGCAGAACCGAAGGACAAUGAGGCAGCCGUAACAGAAAACGACACUGGCAACGGUUUGGUCAGCAAACCGGUAUACGUAUGCCGAGCAAAAAUCAACAGCGUAUGGGUCGUGGGUCAGCUCAGGCCCCUCAAGCACGUUUGCGUAGUGUCCGACUACAGGAGGGUGUCGGAACACGACCACUUCGACAUCUUGGUGAGCAUCGAAGAUAGCGCCAGGCUCAGCUGGGUUAACAAGGAAACGUACACUAUUCUAUCGCAGGGGGCGGUUACUAGCGGGGAGAAUCCGGUCAGGACUUUCGUGGCUAGGAGGGCGGCCAAAAAUCACGGAAAGGAGGGUUCCCUCACCCAUUACGUGGGUAAAUUCAACCCAUCAGAAAACCUCGGCGUAUUCCACGUGGUCGACCAAAACAACGACGAGAUCCAGUUCGAAGAUGGGGAAGUCCUCGUGGAAACCGAACCGAUCGGCUACGAACUGAAGUCCAUCAAGUACCAAAGAACGAAAAAGCGACAGCGCAAAAAUAAGCGUGUUCUCGGCUUCGCCACCUUGAAGAACGAAGAGAACGGUUUGCAGCGCGUUGACAGCGUCAUCAGUUUCAAUUAUACCUAUUCCCUGCACUGGGGAAAAGGCCACGGAAUGCUGACAGGAUUGCCGUUCAACGUGUCGCUGCCAAACGGGACUCAGAUCCAUGGAGCGUGGGCUAUCUGGCAGGAAACGAAUGUAGUGGAAGUGGCGCCGAUUGAAAAAUACCUAGAAGCAGGAACAGCAGUCAACGUUACACUGAUGGGCAACUACACCGAAAUAGAGGUUCCUUACACAGCCACAGUAGUCUUAUUCUACGCCGACAACGGAACAAGAGAGAUAACAAUCCGAGAUACCAAAAUCGAAAAUAAAAUGAUGGAUAUUGUGACUGUAUACGAGCCGGCAUACUUUAUCCACAACAACACUUUGGUCCCCACCACGACAACUACGACUACCACGACUACGACCACCACCACCAAAACUACCACGCAAGAAGUAAUUCCUAUCGCUCCACCCCAGGUCGUGAUCAAAGACAGGAAAUCGGAUGGCUCAUCUUCGAUCGAAGGGAAACACGAAAAUGGAAGCAUGCUAUCAGACCAACAGACCUCGAAACAUGACAACGCAUCAUCUCUGAAGAAGGGCGAUCCCCAAACGAGAGAGAGCGUGGACGGGGGAGCAGCUUCUAGAUCUGUUAUGGGGAUGGUGACGAGUCUGGUACUAGCAGUCAUUGUGUGCAGAAUUACGUAAACAGACUUUUUCACUUGAAGGAACAGCCUGCUUGAAGCUAGCGGUUGAAGUUAACGGUCGUCAAGGAGCAAGAAGUUAGCCUCAAUAUUCAUGUUUUUGAAUAAUCACAAUGUUUGUUUCGUUGCAAAUCCAGACUUAUUGCUAUGUCGUUUCUGUGUAAUAUACUUGUUCUGUUAUUAUUCCAUCCACAAACAAAAAAGUAAUAAAAAUAUAAAUAUUUUUUUUCAAAAUCAUGUUUUCCAAAGUACAGAUUAAUAUCGAUUGGGGCUAACUUCGGAGCAAGUCCUAUGGCAGCUUUCGACAAAAAUCAUUUUCACUAUCUACUGUUUUAUGGUUCUUGUUCUGUUGCUAUAUUCAUCCUAUCUCUUUCGACUAUUGUUUAAUGAUGUGUAUAUAACUGUGUAAAUAAGCAAAGAUUGGUGAAGAAAAUGCUAGUUGAGAAUUGGUGAUAAAACUACGUCCAAUUUGUAAAAUUCCUAUUCCAUAUGUAUUUCACUAUCAAAUUCUUUACAAAAUCAGAGAUUUAAUAACUUUUUCAAUUUUUAUUACUUCUUUAGAUUCCUAGAAAGGAAUAUUGAACUUGGCCAAAGUUCAUGAAUUCAUUGCACAAUUUUUGAAAGGUUUGGUAGCAAAAUUCAUAUAGAACUGGAAAGGUUUUCGUAUAAUUUUAGAGUGUAGUUUUGGGGUAUGGUUGAUUUAUUAAAGUUACGUCUCUCUAAAUGAUACUUCUGAACUGAUUAAACUCCUUUGAGGCGUAAUGUAUUCUUGCCGAGUAUGGAACAUAGAAUACUAAAAUCAUUACUAGCAAAAUGGAAAUAUAUUUUGCAAGACAAAUGGUAGUAACGUAGUGUGUGGUAUAUAUUUUUGCUAAAAAUGACGGUGUUAUUUUUGUUCAAAAUUAGAAUGUAUAAAAUAAACUUUCUUGGCGCUAGCCCAUCGACCUGUCUAAAAUAACGAUCAUGUUCAGUGUAUUGUUCGAGGUUUAGAAAUGUUCUCAUUUUUCGUUUCCAAGUACAAAAAACUAAUAUUAUGUAAAUGUAUUUUCUGAAUUUUGCUUUGUUGUUUUCUAGAAUAUUUCGGUGUAGUGUUUUUUUAAGAAACUGGCAGUUUGGCUCUAGAUUGUAACUGAAAGAACUCACACAAAAACAAAAUUCAGAAAAUUACUAUAUGUAAAAGCUCGAUGUAAUUACUAACCAAAAAAUUGUUCUCAGCAUUGUGUAUAUAUAAUAAAAUGAUUAUUUUAAAAUAAUAUUCAAAACUAUUAUAAGGUAUUAUUCAGGCCCAAUGCGAAAUAUGAUAUUUCUUCAAGCUUUGCAAUGUGGCUGUAUCUUUCUAUUCAAUACAUUAUUUUUGUCCAUUUAAAUAAAUAUCCCAAUACUGCUGUGAAACUUUCCAAAAACUAAAGCUAAGAGUAUAUAUAUCAAUUUUGAUGUGUUCAAGAAUUAAUCAAAACUCAGCGAGUUAUUCAGCUUAUAAUAGUGACAAUAUUUGUAAGGAGAAAAAUCAUGAUUGCUGUUCUUUUGUGAUUGAUAUUGGACUGAAAACUCUUCUGUAAAGAUUAUUUGUUUUUAAUUAUUAUUGUACAUUCCUAUGAUAUGUAGAUAUUCAUUAUAAAAUAUACUUAAUGAAAACUCUGUA